Molecule: messenger RNA, 3867 nt
Organism: Glossina fuscipes
Lineage: Eukaryota; Metazoa; Arthropoda; Insecta; Diptera; Glossinidae
Exons: 3
Coding region: 290-3640 (1116 amino acids)
Biological process (GO): proteolysis
Molecular function (GO): metallodipeptidase activity
Source: RefSeq, a predicted model, not a curated record
AUAAAUGGAAAUAUAAGUGAGAAAAAAUAAAGCAGUAAACUUAUGCAUGUGACCUAAAAAGAACAAAACAAGAUAAAUAAACUGAAACAAUCUGCCGCAGGCCUACGCACAAAUGACAGGAAAAAAAAACAGAAAUUGAAAUGAAUAUGUGUUGAUGAUAAAACAGAAAAGUCUAAAUAGAAAUUUUUGCGAGAAGGAAUUUGUUUUCUCCAUAUCGUCCCAAAGGUUUCACUAAAAAGUGCUUGACGCUUGACAUAAAAAUCAGUGGGAGAUACAUCAGUGUUUGUUAAUGACAUCCGGUGAAUGGGAUUUGCGUGCUCUCAAAGCACUCGAGGAAGAAGAGGAAGAACAAACGGAAUUUCUGGCACUAAGUCAAAAAGGUUUGAAUGAUCUGCAACUAAUAACACCACCACCACCGCCGCCUCAAUCAACGUCAACUGACGAACAGCAGCAGAGAGAUUUUUCUAUUAUUGGCAACAAUAAAACUAACAACAAUAAUAAUAAUAACAAUAAUAAUAAUAACAAUAGCAAUAAUAAUAAUCAUGUAUAUGUGCAGUUGCAAACCCAGCAUUUAAUGAAAUUGCCGACCAUAAAUGAAUGCUAUUAUAUGGUGAAGAAAUUUAAAAAUAAAACGAAGGAUGUACUGACAGACGGAUCGGAAUGUAACGGCAGCAGUGGUGUUGAGGGCCGAUUAAAAUUUACUAAAUCUCUUUCCCUAUCCGCGCAUUCAUUGCGAUCCCGUUUUGCGGAAAGCGGUAACAAGAAAUCUAACAAGUUUAGCGGCAGCUUAUCGCCGUCACAGCAGUCAUAUAGUUCCUCGCCCAUUUUCACUUCACCACCUUCACGAUGCUGUAAUACUUUGCAUCAUACACAACCCGUACGAAAAACCUUUAAGACCUUACAACAGCUGGAGGCUCAAAAACAAGAACGCAAACGUGAAUUAAAUAUAAAGCGGACGCUGCACCGUAUACCUGGCACUAACAAAACAUAUUGGAAGUAUAACAUUAAUAAUUCAGCGAUUGUCGCGCAAAGUGCCAAGUUUCCUCGGCAACAGCAGCAACCGAAUAACAGUAGAGCUUCAGAUUUAGAAUCUAAUACUUCAGAUGAGGUAGACCCAGACGAAACUCAGUCGUUGGAAAGUUAUGGCAAAACUAAGGCUUUAUGUCCCGUACCAUUACAGGAGAGCUACGAAGGUAUAAAUGCAGAAACCCAAUCCUGUAGUGUUCCCUUGGUCAAUGAUUCAGUAGAAAUGUUAAGUUUAAUGUUAACGGCUGCUUCAACGGCAGUAAAUACGACCGGUGAAAAACCACCCGAUGUAGCACCAAUUGCUGGUGGCUUUGUACGUAAUUUUCCCAAAUAUCUGUCUUUAACGCGAUAUCCUGUCAAUACAAAUACUAACACUAUCACUACUACGCGCAUUUCUGACCAGAACAAUGAAGAAACUGUUGCUUAUGAAGCUUUUCAUCAUACCCUCUCACGACGUAAAAGCUUUUCCGGUGAACGGCAACGAGAUAAUUCGCUGUUGCGUGAUUCCACUUCACACGUUAAUGAUAUGCUAAUCGGCAGAGAGAUGCCUGCUCUUUAUACGAGUGCUGUUAGCCAACAGAAUAGAGCUCUGUUAAAGUCUUCCUCAGCUGACAUACCAAAUUAUACAGAUUUUACUAUAAAUGUUCAUAACAAAACUGGUAGCACUGCGGGGGCGGAUGUUACUUUAACUUCUCCCACCAUCAUAGCGAAUCCUUCAGUUACCAAUUUAAAGCUAAACAAAUCAUAUCAUAAUAACAAAUUACCAUUUUUACCAACAUCCGAUGCAGCGACAACAACAAUUACAACAAAAUUGCAAGCUUUGCAACCUGCCCCUAUGAUAAGUGGGAAUUUUAAUGAUUGUCCUUUGAUAAAUGAUUCUUUCAAUAGUUGCUGUAGCGAUAAUUUGUUUGCCAGCAAUACCACAAACGGCCAAAAGCAACAUAGGAUGCAUGGUGGCUUUCAUUGUUCCGAAAAUUAUACAACAACAACUGCAAACAUUUCGGGUCCCAGCGAUAGUCAAAAUCCAUCGAAGCAUCAUUCAAUUGAUGACGAGCUCGAACAACAUAUCAAGCAUUGCUCAUGCUCCUGCAAUCAUAUGGGUUACGGCAAUUCAAUGGACUAUCAGACAGCCGGCUUUGGCGGCUUACCCGAUGUUACUGAACACUCAAACAUACGUCGUACGCUUUCACGGCAAAACUCCACCUCAAAUAGCGAUUCAGGGGGAGAAAUAGCGAGCAUACAAAAAUCAAAAGUCAACUUUGCGGAUACCAAGUCACCGUCGCUUGUGCACAAUGAUUCUGAAACGCAAUUGGAUGGCAGAAAACGUAAAUCGAAAGCAUUACACCAGAAUGCUGUCUCAAUGGAGGAACGCCACAAAAUAGUGAGUCGCGGUUCCUUUGUUAUUGGGCUCACACUGAUUGCGGCAUUGUGUCUGUUAGCCAUAGCAGCCACUCUAUUGUAUCAGCACUUUUUCAUGUCACCUAGCCGUAAUUCACAUACACAAAGACUGAAAAUUGUGAAACGUAUAUUGCGUGAUGUACCAUUAGUUGACGGUCAUAAUAACUUUGCAUGGAAUGUGCGAAAAUAUGCGCACAGCAGUUUAGAAUUGGUACACGUAAGCAAUGACAUAAAUCAUAAGUCAAUGUGGAUACGACCGGCCUGGGCACAAACUGAUAUAAAGCGUCUCAAACAGGGCCAAGUUGGUGUACAAGUAUGGUCUGCCUACGUGCCGUGCGAAGCUCAAGGUUUGGAUGCAGUCCAAUUGGCAUUAGAGCAAAUUGACAUAAUCAGGCGCCUGGCAGACAUGUACAAUCAAGAUACUGUAUUGGUGACGUCAUCUAAGGAUAUUACAGAAUCUCAACAUCAUGGUUUAAUAGCAUCUUUGAUCGGUAUAGAAGGCGGUCAUGCCAUCGGUUCCUCGCUAGGUGUAUUACGUUCAUUCUAUUCGUUAGGUGCCAGAUAUUUGAGUUUAACUCAUAAAUGCGAUGUGUCGUGGGCGGGUUCCAGCUCCUCAUCACUAGAUGCUGGGUUAUCGCAAUUCGGCAAAGCCAUUGUAAGGGAAAUGAAUCGGUUGGGCAUGAUGAUCGAUUUAUCAUAUAGUUCAGAUGCAACGGCUCGGGACGUAUUGCAAGCAACAAGAGCACCUGUUAUAUUUUCACAUUCCGGUGCACGCCAGCUGUGUAAUUCAACGCGUAAUAUACCCGAUGAUAUUUUACGCUUGGUGGCCGAAAACGGAGGUUUAAUAAUGAUUAGCUUUGAUUCGGAAGAUGUGGCUUGCGGUCGCCAAGCUCGCCUAAAAGACGUGGUUGAUCACAUUAAGUAUGUACGUGCAAUAGCUGGCGUACAGCAUAUUGGCUUAGGAGCCGGUUACGAUGCUAUCGAAUUUCCUCCGCUGGGCUUGGAAGACGUUUCUAAAUAUCCUGAUUUAUUAGCUGCGCUACUGGAAGAUCCUAAUUGGAGUGAAGAAGAUUUAGCUAUGCUGGCCGGUAAGAACUUUUUACGUAUCAUGGAAACGGUAGAAAACGUCCGUGACUAUUGGAAACGGGCCAAUAUAGAUCCCAUCGAACAAUCCGAAGCUCAACCUAAGACACAGUGUACAUAUAUGGCUUCGUGACCCCAGGUGCAGGCCGUGCGCUUUACGCGCAAUGUGGCCAUCCUGCAACAACACAAUGAAACACGAGAGCAACGCAGCAUUCAACCGACACAAAAUGUCAGCAUAGAAAGUGUAACGCGUAAUCAAAGUGCAUCAAUGACCGCUGAAGCAGCUAAUAAUUUAAAUAUUAUGAAAUUAAACUUUUAGUUAGAGUGCAAAAACAACAAUUGAAUCAGAAAAAUAAAUAU